CGCAGCAGAAGCGAUGAUGUGGAAGGUACUGUAUGUACAAAUACAUACACACCUACAUAAAUUUCGGUCAGUCUUGCCAUAGAUCCCUUCUUCCCCUCACACAGGGAAUUGUUACUCAUCUUACUUUUGACCUCUAUGAUUUAGACGGAUGGGUAGCUAUUGUUGCUAUCACUACCUUAUCUCGCAUUGUAACAUACGCAUUGCACGCAUAUCUUGAGCCAUCAGAAGAGCAGCCGGGAAGCAAGAUAGAGAGAAUGGCUCUUGCCGACCUUCCCGACGAGAGUAACACUGGCAUAAGUAACGGCACCGCUCGGAGAACGCGGGCCUCCUCCGUCUUUGCAUUUUUCAGUCCUCUCCAUAUCGGAAGCCACCAAAGGGGAGAAGAGAAGGUGGUCUGCUCCUCACCUCAAGGACGCGCCCCGGCCUUUGACUCUACUGCUUCGAGAUAGGGCACUCGAUGGCAACGGUCACUGCGAUUGCCUGGGACCAGGGGCACCAGCAUCAAUUCCAAAGAAGUCGACGCGCACGAGGACGACGAUUCAAGCUCCAGGGCACGCAAAGCCGAGCAGGCAGCCAGAAUCAUAAUCGCUUCAUGCCA
Molecule: messenger RNA, 598 nt
Organism: Canariomyces notabilis
Lineage: Eukaryota; Fungi; Ascomycota; Sordariomycetes; Sordariales; Chaetomiaceae
Exons: 1
Coding region: 33-449 (138 amino acids)
Source: RefSeq, a predicted model, not a curated record